AUGGGGGGAGGGGAGAGUGGGAUGAAGGAUGCGUGCAAGGUGUUCGAUGAUAUGGGUGAGAGGAAUCUCGUGUGUUGGAAUUCAUUGCUUGCUGGGUACGUUAGGCGCGGAGACAUGGGUGGCGCGCGGAAACUGUUUGACGAGAUGCGGGAGAUGAAUGUUGUCUCUUGGACAAUAAUGGUUGCUGGGUAUGCUCAGAAUGGAAUGUGUAGACAAGCGCUGAGCGUGUUUGAUGAGAUGCGGAGACUUCGGGUGGAGUUGGACCAGGUGGCCCUGGUAGCUGCGCUGUCGGCUUGUUCGGAGUUGGGAAAUUUGAAACUUGGCGAGUGGAUCCAUUCAUAUGUCGUAGAGAAAAUACGUGCUAGAAAUCAGCAAUCAUCGGUCACUCUGAACAAUGCCAUUAUACACAUGUAUGCUAGCUGCGGCUUGAUAGAUGAAGCCUACGGGGUGUUCAGGAAGAUGCCACGAAGAAGCACAGCCUCUUGGACGACCGUAAUCAUCGGAUUGAAUGGCAUUCUCAAAUUACAGAUCCAGUUCGUGGCCGGUGAUAGGAGCCACAAGCACACAUUGUCCAUACACGAGAUGCUUAGAAAGGUGAUAGUUCAAGCCGAGUCAGGAGGAGACCGGUCAGAUGCAUCGGAUGAGGCUUUGUGCGCUGCAGCCUAG
Messenger RNA from Syzygium oleosum, 666 nucleotides. RefSeq names its product pentatricopeptide repeat-containing protein At1g05750, chloroplastic-like. The coding region runs from base 1 to 666 and encodes 221 amino acids. Gene Ontology annotation, molecular function: RNA binding; protein binding. The transcript has a single exon. The record is from RefSeq and is a predicted model, not a curated record. Lineage: Eukaryota; Viridiplantae; Streptophyta; Magnoliopsida; Myrtales; Myrtaceae. Gene Ontology annotation, biological process: RNA modification.